Bombyx mandarina (wild silkworm) is the source of this 728-nucleotide messenger RNA. RefSeq lists its product as uncharacterized. NCBI's taxonomy places the organism in Eukaryota, Metazoa, Arthropoda, Insecta, Lepidoptera, Bombycidae. The record is from RefSeq and is a predicted model, not a curated record.
UAAACCGGUUCGAAGAAAACCGGAGAAAAACCGGUUUUUAUACAUACCGAUAAAUACCGGUUUUUAUUUAAGAAUACCGGUUUUUUACGCUUUACAUUCACAGUUCACACCAGUGCUACCAGAUCAAAUAUACAAGCUACAAAUAUUAAAAAAACCGUGUUUCAGAAUCAAAUUGCCGUGCAUUACAUUUAAAAACUACAGUGCAAUAACCACAAUAUGGUUGGUAGACUUUUAGCGUACGAAAUGAGGACCGUGACCCAAAUACCCACAUAUCUGCACCUAACACUCAGAAAUGGCUUUCGCCAACCACAGCACAUGUUGUCUGCAAAAGAGAUGGUGCAUCGUGAACUGGGGAAUCUUCUUGAAGAAUUUUCAACUCUCGGUUUAUCAUCGGAACAGCCAGAAAAAACCACAAACAAUUUUAAAAAGCCUGGUAUUCUGGAUUUUUUGCGUUCGCGAAAACGGCAUAUUCCGAACGCCACGGCGGCCGCAGUGAAUAUAGUGCGAAUGUAUAUUGAGACUGAAGCCGCCACAGUAAACCACACCGAAAUUGCUGGCACUAAACCACACCGAAAUUGCUGGCACGUGCUAACAUCCAGAAGGAGCAGGCUUCUGAAUGACGCAGUGGACCAACUAUGCCUCUUACAUCAAAAUUUUGGUUUAAUACAAUAGUAUUAAAUCAAAAAUAAAAAGCUUUUUAUUAUUGGAUAAUAUAUAUGAUCUUUAAA